This is a messenger RNA of Budorcas taxicolor (takin), 3949 nucleotides long. RefSeq names its product collagen type VI alpha 1 chain (gene COL6A1). The transcript has 35 exons. Bases 100 to 3183 code for a protein of 1027 amino acids. NCBI's taxonomy places the organism in Eukaryota, Metazoa, Chordata, Mammalia, Artiodactyla, Bovidae. The record is from RefSeq and is a predicted model, not a curated record.
GAGAGCAGACAGGACUUCUCUCUGCCCGGCCAGCAUCACGGUCACUGCAGCCCACCCUGCCCGCGGCCCUUGCUCCAUGGUGGCACGAAGGCCGGUGACAUGAGGCUGCCCCGCGCUCUGCUGCCCCUGCUGCUGCAGGCCUGCUGGGCCUCCGCGCAGGACGACCCCGUGGCCUCGAGGGCCAUCGCCUUCCAGGACUGCCCUGUGGACCUAUUCUUUGUGCUGGACACCUCCGAGAGCGUGGCCUUGAGGCUGAAGCCCUAUGGGGCCCUGGUGGACAAGGUCAAGUCCUUCACCAAGCGCUUCAUUGACAACCUGAAGGACAGGUACUACCGCUGUGACCGCAACCUGGUGUGGAAUGCGGGCGCGCUGCACUAUAGCGACGAGGUGGAGAUCAUCCGCGGGCUCACGCGCAUGCCUAGCGGCCGCGACGCACUCAAGAGCAGCGUGGACGCCGUCAAGUACUUCGGCAAGGGCACCUACACCGACUGCGCCAUCAAGAAGGGUCUGGAAGAGCUGCUCGUGGGGGGCUCCCACCUGAAGGAGAAUAAGUACCUGGUCGUGGUGACUGACGGGCACCCCCUGGAGGGCUACAAGGAGCCCUGCGGGGGCCUGGAGGACGCUGUGAAUGAGGCCAAGCAUCUGGGCAUCAAAGUCUUCUCCGUGGCCAUCACGCCUGACCACCUGGAGCCACGUCUGAGCAUCAUCGCCACGGACCACACGUACCGGCGCAACUUCACAGCAGCUGACUGGGGGCAGAGCCGCGACGCAGAGGAAGUCAUCAGCCAGACCAUCGACACCAUCACGGAUAUGAUCAAAAAUAAUGUGGAGCAAGUGUGCUGCUCUUUCGAGUGCCAGCCUGCCAGAGGACCCCCUGGGCCUCGAGGCGACCCCGGGUACGAGGGAGAAAGAGGGAAGCCCGGGCUCCCUGGAGAGAAAGGAGAAGCUGGAGACCCUGGAAGACCUGGGGACCUUGGACCCGUCGGCUACCAGGGCAUGAAGGGAGAAAAAGGGAGCCGAGGAGAGAAGGGCUCCAGGGGACCCAAAGGCUACAAGGGCGAGAAGGGAAAGCGUGGCAUGGAUGGCGUGGAUGGCAUGAAGGGGGAGUCAGGGUACCCUGGCCUGCCAGGCUGCAAGGGCUCGCCCGGAUUCGACGGUGUCCAAGGACCCCCCGGGCCCAAGGGUGAUGCAGGUGCCUUCGGACUGAAAGGAGAGAAGGGUGAGCCCGGAGCAGACGGGGAGCCUGGGAGGCCAGGGAGCACGGGGCCCCCUGGAGAUGAGGGUGAGCCCGGAGAGCCCGGUCCCCCAGGAGAGAAGGGAGAAGCCGGCGAUGAGGGAAAUGCAGGACCAGACGGAGCCCCCGGAGAAAGGGGCGGUCCUGGGGAAAGAGGACCUCGAGGGACCCCAGGUGCGCGGGGCCCAAGAGGAGACCCGGGUGAAGCUGGACCCCAAGGUGACCAGGGACGAGAAGGCCCCGUCGGUGUCCCCGGUGACCCGGGCGAGGCUGGCCCCAUUGGGCCAAAAGGAUACCGAGGUGAUGAGGGACCCCCAGGGACCGAGGGUCCCAGAGGAGCUCCAGGGCCUGCAGGCCCCCCUGGAGACCCCGGGCUGAUGGGUGAGAGGGGUGAAGACGGCCCCCCCGGGAAUGGCACCGAAGGCUUCCCCGGCUUUCCCGGCUAUCCAGGCAGCAGAGGUCCUCCUGGGAUAAAUGGCACCAAAGGCUACCCUGGCCUCAAGGGGGACGAGGGAGAAGCCGGGGACCCCGGAGAUGACAAUAAUGACAUUGCUCCACGAGGUGCCAAAGGAGCAAAGGGCUACCGAGGUCCCGAAGGCCCCCAGGGACCCCCAGGACACGUGGGACCUCCGGGGCCAGACGAAUGCGAGAUUUUGGACAUCAUCAUGAAAAUGUGCUCUUGCUGUGAGUGCAAGUGUGGGCCCAUCGAUAUCCUCUUCGUGCUGGACAGCUCUGAGAGCAUCGGCCUACAGAACUUCGAGAUCGCCAAGGACUUCAUCGUCAAGGUCAUUGACCGACUGAGCAGGGAUGAGCUGGUCAAGUUUGAGCCUGGGCAGUCGCAUGCAGGCGUGGUGCAGUAUAGCCACAACCAGAUGCAGGAGCACGUGGACCUGAGGGACCCCAACAUCAGGAAUGCCCAGGACCUCAAGGAGGCCAUCAAGAAGCUGCAGUGGAUGGGCGGGGGCACCUUCACGGGCGAGGCCCUGCAGUACACCCGGAGCCGGCUGCUGCCGCCCACCCAGAACAACCGCAUCGCCCUGGUCAUCACCGACGGCCGCUCGGACACCCAGAGGGACACCACCCCACUCAGCGUGCUCUGCGGCCCUGACAUCCAGGUGGUCUCUGUGGGCAUCAAGGAUGUCUUUGGCUUGGCUGCGGGCUCCGACCAGCUCAAUGUCAUCUCCUGCCAAGGCCUGGCACCCCAGGGACGGCCGGGCAUCUCACUGGUCAAGGAAAACUACGCCGAGCUACUGGACGACGGCUUCCUGAAGAACAUCACCGCCCAGAUCUGCAUAGACAAGAAAUGUCCAGAUUACACCUGCCCAAUCACCUUCUCCUCCCCGGCUGACAUCACCAUCCUCCUGGACGGCUCCGCCAGCGUGGGCAGCCACAACUUUGACAUCACCAAACGCUUUGCCAAGCGGCUGGCAGAGCGCUUCCUGACAGCGAGCCGGACAGACCCGGGCCAGGACGUGCGCGUGGCAGUGGUGCAGUACAGUGGCACGGGGCAGCAGCGGCCGGAGCGCGCGGCCCUGCAGUUCCUACAGAACUACACUGUGCUGGCCAACACCGUGGACUCCAUGGGCUUCUUCAACGACGCCACCGACGUCAUGGACGCCCUGGGCUACGUGACCCGCUUCUACCGCGAGGCCUCACCCGGCGCCGCCAAGAAGAGGCUGCUGCUCUUCUCGGAUGGCAACUCGCAGGGCGCCACGCCAGCUGCCAUCGAGAAGGCGGUGCAGGAGGCCCAGCGGGCGGGCGUGGAGAUCUUCGCGGUGGUGGUGGGCCGCCAGGUGAACGAGCCCCACGUGCGUGUCCUGGUCACGGGCAAGGCAGCUGAGUAUGACGUGGCCUUUGGCGAGCGCCACCUGUUCCGCGUGCCCAGCUACCAGGCGCUGCUGCGGGGCGUCUUCUACCAGACGGUGUCCAGGAAGGUGGCGCUGGACUAGUGGCCUGGCCCCUGCCACCGAGACAGAGGCAAGAGAGGACCCAACAUUCCUGACCAACCCGACUAGCUAGGAUUUUUUAAAGGGAAAGCUUGAAAAGCCGUGAUUCGAUGCUCUAUGCUUUGCCCACCCCCCAACCCCCAGAGCAGAGUAUCGGUGCUGGGGAUCUGCUGGCCCCCUCCUGCCGCCUGCCUGAACCUGCACCCAAAGUGCCCUCCUCUUGCUGCCUGUCCAUGUCCCCUCUCCCCAGUCAGAGCCCCGGCACCUGGUUCUCUGUCCUUUCUAGGGUCAGCUGUUGCUGCCUUCCCUCCCCACCCCCCCCCCCCACCAACACCCAGAGCUUGGCUCCCCUCUGAUCCUAGAGUCCUUCAGGAAACCCUCGCUCACCCCAAAGUCAGGUCUCCCAGGGAACUGGCACGGGAGCGUGAGCCCUGGAGAGCUGACCCCCCUCACGAGGUUCUUGUCACUCACGCCUGCCAGCAGAAACCACGACUCCUCCUUGAUGGCAAAGCCCAGACCGCAAACCCCAGAGCGAAGGUGCUAUCCUGCCCCACCCCACCCCAGGACCAGAGGCCUGGCCGCACCCCCUGGGGCACAGUGAGGCAUUCAAUCAGAAACAAGCCGAAGUCCUUUCCCCUCAAGGAAGUGAUUGGUUCCACAUUUUAUUGAAGAUUUUCUUGGUUCUUUAGUUUUACUUUUACUCCUUUCUGUGUUUUUUCUCAACUGUGUUCAUGUGGGCGACUUUUCCAAAUAAAGGUUUUCACCCUCC